Messenger RNA from Colletotrichum karsti, 918 nucleotides. RefSeq lists its product as uncharacterized. The record is from RefSeq and is a predicted model, not a curated record. Bases 1 to 918 code for a protein of 305 amino acids. Gene Ontology annotation, molecular function: hydrolase activity. The transcript has a single exon. Lineage: Eukaryota; Fungi; Ascomycota; Sordariomycetes; Glomerellales; Glomerellaceae.
AUGGCAGACAACUACAUAAAGUCGCGCGAAACUCGACCUCAUCUGAUCCAAAGUCUCUUGGCAGCCCUCCCUCCAUUGGACCCGUCACUCGAGGAGUUUCGCGACGUCGCAACACUCCCAGAUGGCUACAAAAUCGACCUCCAAGUUGUCCGUCAUCGAGGCGUAGACGAAGCUCACGGCGGCAAACCUCUCAUCCUCCUCUGGUCCGGUGGCGGCUUCCUCGUCGCUGGCGUGGAACCCGUAACCCGACCCGCUCGCGAAUUCGCUUUGGAGUUCGACGCCGUCGUCGUCAACGCGACCUACAGGCUAGCCCCCGAGAACAAGUUUCCCCAGUCCGUGAAAGACGGCUGGGAGACCGCGAAGUGGCUUGCGAAGAACGCCGGCCGCUAUGGCGCAGACAUCACCAAGGGCUUCGUUGUUGGUGGAUUCUCUGCCGGCGGAAACAUCGCUGCAGUCGUUUCCCAGCGGUCUGGCGUGGAAGGCCUCGGUAUCACCGGCGCGUUUAUUGGGAUUCCGGUCUUGUUUGUCAAGGAAAUCGUCCCUGAGAAGUACGCCGCGGAGUGGACGUCUCGGGAAGACAAUGCUACGUGGAACCCCAAUUUCACUACUGCGCUCAUCGAAGACGUACACAAAGUGUUGGAACCGGAUGUGAAGUCACUGUGGUACUCUCCGAUCAACGAUCCGGAGGCACUCCCGAAGACGUCAAAGGCCUAUAUCCAAGUUGGCGACAAAGAUCCGCUCAGAGAUGAUGGUUUGAUCUACGCCAAGGUUCUGAGAGAUAAUGGAGUGGAAGCGAGAGUUGACAAGUACGAGAACUGGGGACAUCAAGGCUGGUCUAUUUUCGCGCCGAAGGAAAUCCCAGCAGAGUUGCCGUCCGACACGAUGAAGGGAAUGAAAUGGCUUUUGGGCAGAGAGUAG